AUGACGAAAAGAAACCCAAUGUAUAGUGUGAUUAUUCCAACAUAUAAUGAAAGAAGAAAUGUUGGUAUAAUAGUUGAGCUUCUUCACGAAACUUUUAGUAAAUUUCCUGAUGGUACAGCUCAGGUUGUAGAAAAACUCCAAGAAUGUUACCCCGAAGUCAAUCUUAAACUUGUUAAGAGAAAGGGCAAAUUGGGACUAGGCACUGCGUAUAUGAAAGGUUUUGAACAUUCCAAUGGUGACUUUAUUAUACUUAUGGAUUGUGACCUCUCUCAUCACCCAAAGUACAUCGCAGAUUUUAUCGAAAAACAAAAAACCGAGGAUUUUGAUAUUGUUUCAGGAUCAAGGUAUAUAAAAAAUGGUGGAGUCUCAGGAUGGACAUGGGACAGAAUCUUAGUCAGUAGAGUGGCCAACUUUCUUGCUAACUUCCUACUUCAACCAAGAGCGAGUGACCUAACUGGAUCUUUUAGACUUUACAAAAGAGAUGUAUUUGAGUCAAUUCUUGGAAGUAAUAUGAUCAGUAAAGGAUAUGUAUUUCAGAUGGAAAUCAUCGCUAGAGCUACGAAAUUCGGGUAUUCAAUUGCUGACGUCCCAAUAGUUUUUGUAGACAGACUCUACGGAGAUUCUAAAUUAGGGAAAAAUGAGAUAUUUGGAUAUAUUAAAGGGUUACUACAAUUAUUCUGGAUCCUAUAG
Cryptosporidium ubiquitum is the source of this 690-nucleotide messenger RNA. RefSeq names its product dolichol phosphate mannose synthase. Gene Ontology annotation, biological process: GPI anchor biosynthetic process; protein O-linked glycosylation via mannose. Gene Ontology annotation, molecular function: dolichyl-phosphate beta-D-mannosyltransferase activity. The transcript is spliced from 5 exons. The record is from RefSeq and is a predicted model, not a curated record. NCBI's taxonomy places the organism in Eukaryota, Apicomplexa, Conoidasida, Eucoccidiorida, Cryptosporidiidae. Gene Ontology annotation, cellular component: endoplasmic reticulum membrane. The coding region runs from base 1 to 690 and encodes 229 amino acids.